GCGGGCACCGAGUCGUCUGGCAAGACUGCGGGCACCGAGUCGUCUGGCGGAACAGCGGGCACCGAGUCAACUGGCGGAACAGCGGGCACCGAGUCGUCUGGCAAGACUGCGGGCACCGAGUCGUCUGGCAAGACUGAGGGCACCGACUCGUCUGGCAAGACUGAGGGCACCGAGUCGUCUGGCAAGACUGCGGGCACCGAAUCACCAGGCACGACAGUGGGCUCUGACUCAAUUGGCAUGACAGCGGGCACCGGGUCAUCAGGUACCGGAUUGUCUGGCUCGACAGCGGGCAUCGGGUCACCAGGCAUCAGGUCAUUUGGCUCGCCAGCGGGCACCGCGUCAUCUGGCAAGGCAGUGGGCACCGAGUCACCAGGUACGACAGCGGGCUCUGAGUCAAUUGGCACGACAGCGGGCACCGGAUCAGGUACCGGAUCAUCUGGAUCAACAGCGGCAUCGAGUCAACUGGCCUAAUAGGAUCGUCAGGCUGGAUCAGUUCAUCAUGCUGGGUAGAGGGCAUCAGGCUGAAUGGCAGGCGUCCGGCUGAAGGCAUCAGGCCAGGC
This is a messenger RNA of Staurois parvus, 560 nucleotides long. Lineage: Eukaryota; Metazoa; Chordata; Amphibia; Anura; Ranidae. The record is from the annotation of a GenBank genome assembly.